Frankliniella occidentalis (western flower thrips) is the source of this 1861-nucleotide messenger RNA. It is a transcript of the gene wds, whose product is annotated as protein will die slowly. Gene Ontology annotation, molecular function: protein binding. The coding region runs from base 184 to 1188 and encodes 334 amino acids. NCBI's taxonomy places the organism in Eukaryota, Metazoa, Arthropoda, Insecta, Thysanoptera, Thripidae. The transcript has 9 exons. The record is from RefSeq and is a predicted model, not a curated record.
GCGCGCUGCUGUGCCGCUGUUUUGUUGGAGAUGACGCUACAACAAGGCUAUGAGCACCGAAAACUCAAAAAUCAACACAAAACUUGUCACUUUUGAAGCCUCUUAACCAGUAUUCUACCGAGCCGGGCGUUAGAAAAGCAAAUUCAGGUGAAAAUAAAAUUUUGGUGAGUGAAGUUUUCAGCCAUGGUUCCUCUAGGACCAGCUACAAAUCAUCCACCGCAACAACCAGCACCUCCAGCUGCUGCAGGGUCUGCUAAAUCAUCUAGUGCAAGUAUUAAACCAAAUUACAGUUUGAAGUUUACUCUUGCCGGACAUACAAAAGCCGUGUCAUCUGUUAAAUUCAGUCCAAAUGGUGAAUGGCUAGCCAGCUCAUCUGCUGAUAAGCUGGUAAAAAUUUGGGGGGCCUAUGAUGGAAAAUUUGAAAAGUCAAUUUCUGGUCACAAACUGGGCAUCUCUGAUGUUGCAUGGUCAAGCGACAGCAGAUUGCUUGUUAGUGCAUCUGAUGACAAAACAUUAAAGAUUUGGGAGCUUAGUUCGGGAAAAUGUUUAAAAACACUAAAAGGUCAUAGUAAUUAUGUUUUCUGCUGCAAUUUCAAUCCUCAAUCCAAUCUUAUAGUCUCUGGAUCGUUUGAUGAAAGUGUUCGAAUAUGGGAUGUAAGAACUGGAAAGUGCUUAAAGACUCUGCCGGCACAUUCUGAUCCUGUUAGUGCUGUUCAUUUCAAUAGGGAUGGAUCACUUAUUGUCUCCAGCAGUUAUGACGGCCUUUGUCGAAUAUGGGAUACAGCUUCUGGCCAAUGCUUGAAAACUUUGAUAGAUGAUGACAAUCCACCAGUCUCAUUUGUUAAAUUUUCUCCUAAUGGAAAAUAUAUUCUGGCUGCAACACUUGAUAAUACUCUUAAGCUUUGGGAUUAUUCAAAAGGAAAGUGUCUGAAAACUUACACUGGACAUCGCAAUGAAAAGUACUGUAUAUUUGCUAAUUUCUCAGUCACAGGAGGAAAGUGGAUUGUAUCUGGCUCUGAAGAUAAUAUGGUAUACAUUUGGAAUCUUCAAACAAAAGAAGUUGUUCAGAAACUCCAGGGUCAUACAGAUACUGUAUUGUGUACGACUUGUCAUCCAACUGAGAACAUAAUUGCAUCAGCAGCUCUUGAGAGCGAUAAAACAAUCAAGUUGUGGAAAAGUGAUACUUAAAACAUUAAGGCUAUGCUAUGACUUCCUUCAUUUCUUGUGUUGCUCUUCUCCUAUUUACUUAUUUUGAGACUGAUGAAAACAUCAACACUUGCAAGCCUUUUUGAAAUUAUAGCUUUUUAUUUCUUUAUUUUUACUCCGUGAAUGACUCAUAUUAACAGACCAUUUUGGUUUUCAGAUUAAAGCCAUUUGUAAUAAUAGGAAAAAUGUCUUAUUUCUAGUUCUUUUCCCACUAGAUUUCUAUUUCUCUUGUUUAUAAAUUUUUAGCUGUUACACAAAAUACUUAUCACACCUCCCUAAAACUGCUAUGGUUAAAUGUAUGGGGAGGCAUGGUGAGUUACUUCCUUUUGUUCCUUUUGUAAAUAUAAUUGUACUGUGACUUCUCUUUUGUACAUAAUUUAAUAUGUAAUGUAUUUUGUAUUUAAGUGUAUAGUAAGUCUUGCUCUGCCAACUGCUCAAAUCUGUUUUGAGUGUGUUUUUCAGUUAAGGUUAAUUAUAAGUUCAACUCUCUUGAAAUGAAAGUAGAUCUUCAUUUUCAAAGUUUUUGUUACAUUCUCUUAUGUUGCCACAACUAAUUUGUGUUUCACCAAUGUGCUGCCAAUGGGAAACUAUGCCCAACCAGUGAUGUCAACAUACAUAUUCUGUAAGCCUGAGUAAAAAAAGAGCCAGCUUUUGA